GGUUGCAAGGUCUCUUGUCUCAGUGGAAGCAGAAGGCAGAACUGGAGCACUGGAAGGGAUGAAGUGCUAGACAAAAAGGCUUGAAACUAUGCGGCAGCAUAAAGUGCAAGGACAAAGAAAUUUGCAUCUCCGUUCAGAUACAUCCAGAAUGCUAUGUGGUGGGAAGAAGUCUUACUUUGCAGCUGCUGUAGGCCUCAUUACUCUAACGUCAAUGGUCACGCUUUCUUAUCUUAGGUUACAGAGACUAUCUAACCUGCCAAAAGUAAUUCAAGAAAGCAGCAGCUGUAGAGGGAAAAUUGCCAACAGCACCAUAACACCAUUAAAAGGUAACAGAACUUUUAUUAUAUCUCCUUACUUCGACAACAGAAAAAGAAAGCUCACUCGUGUGAUUGGGAUUGUUCACCACGAGGAGGUGAAAGAACUGUACUGCUGGUUCUGCUGUCAGCCUGAUGGAAAGAUCUAUGUAUCCAAAGCAGAUAUUGAUGUUCACUCAGACAGAUUUGAUUUCCCUUAUGGUGCAACAGAUAUAAUUUGUUUGGAGCCUGGAAGCUGUGAUCCAACACAUGUAUCCAUUCACCAGUUUCCCCACGGGGAUAUUGAUCAGCUGCCAAGGUUUGAAAUCAAAAACCGCAAGGCUGAGCCUUCUUCUGUGGACUUCACUCUGUGCAUCUCUACCAUGUUUGGAAACUACAACAAUGUCUUGCAGUUCAUACAGAGUAUGGAAAUGUACAGGAUUCUUGGGGUACAGAAGGUGGUGAUCUAUAAGAACAACUGCAGCCACCUGAUGGAGAAAGUCUUGAAGUUUUAUAUGGAAGAAGGAAUUGUAGAGGUAAUUCCCUGGCCAAUAGACUCACAUCUCAAGGUGUCUAUUAACUGGCACUUCAUGCAAGAUGGAACUCACAUUGGCUACUAUGGACAAAUCACAGCUCUAAAUGACUGUGUGUACCGUAACAUGCAGAGGAGCAAGUUUGUGAUUCUUAAUGAUGCUGAUGAAAUCAUUCUUCCCCUUAAGCACCCAGACUGGAAAACAAUGAUGCACAGCCUUCAGCAGCAACAUCCAGGUGCUGCUGUUUUCCUCUUUGAGAAUCACAUCUUCCCCAAAACUGUAUCUACACCUAUGUUCAAUAUUUCAUCCUGGAAUGCUGUGCCAGGUGUUAACAUAUUGCAGCAUGUUCACAGAGAGCCUGACAGGAAACAUGUAAUCAACCCCAAGAAAAUGAUAGUGGAUCCAAGAAAAGUGAUUCAGACUUCAGUCCACUCUGUCCUACAUGCUUAUGGCAACAGUGUGAAUGUUCCUAUGGAUUUUGCCCUCAUUUAUCACUGUCGGGUGCCCCUUCAAGGAAGCCUUCCCAGAGAAGCCCUCAUCAGGGAUACAACACUGUGGAAAUACAACUCAUCAUUAAUCAUGAAUGUUAACAAGGUGCUACAUCAAAUCGUGCUGUAAGCU
Molecule: messenger RNA, 1447 nt
Organism: Indicator indicator
Lineage: Eukaryota; Metazoa; Chordata; Aves; Piciformes; Indicatoridae
Exons: 2
Coding region: 89-1444 (451 amino acids)
Source: RefSeq, a predicted model, not a curated record